Molecule: messenger RNA, 552 nt
Organism: Aureobasidium uvarum
Lineage: Eukaryota; Fungi; Ascomycota; Dothideomycetes; Dothideales; Saccotheciaceae
Source: the annotation of a GenBank genome assembly
AUGCUAUGGCUCUCGACUCCUGACAUUGAUCACGAUGCCAUCAUUCUCGACAUCUGGAAAGAUCCUCAGAGCACCAUCCUGGAUCUGAUCAAGCAAAUCGGCGCUUCUCUAUCUACCCUCGAUUGUUACACCGACCGCCCGACCCCUGACUGGGCUGUUCGUCGCUUCUCCGACCGAACUCUCGAUCUCGAUUGCAACGAUCCUUCCAAAGCCUUUGAGUAUGCUGUCGAGCAUCAUCGCUACAAGGACUCUCGUCGUGAAGCUGUUGACGUCGAGAUCUUGCAAAAGCUCGAAGGUUGUCAUUACGGACAACUCCGUGACACCCUCUUCAAAACUCUGCCAACAGAAAUCCAAGAUCACCCUGACAGCCACAGUCUCAAUAUGGUCAAUAUGGAAGGUUGCGACCAUGCUCGAUGGAGUGGUAAAGCAAUAGCUCACGCAAUCGCCAAAGAUCCUCGUCUAUGGUCCAACAGGUCAAAGAGAAGCAACUUUCUCGACCAGAAGUCAUCCAAGAAGAAGUCUCUCAUGGAAAGGUCUUCUGAAUUUGCCUGA